AUGCUGAUAUCAGGGCUAGAUCCCCAAGAGUUUCUACAUUUAGACAAGUCAUUGUGCAUGCGGGAGUUGCUGCGGAUGCUGACGCCGGAGGAUCAGCAGGAUCCAGAAGCCCAACCCGUGGUGGAUCUGCUGGGGCUGGAAGAGACGGAUAAACCUGUCGAGAACGUCGAAAAGGAGGAAGUGGUCCUUGAGGACACUAAUCCGUUUAAAGAGAUGUUGAAUGCGUAAUAUGUAAAAAUCGCGUCAGAGAGAGUGCCAUUUUCGUACCCGCGUUUUAUAUGGGUCUCUUGGCAAUAGAGAAAUUGUAAAAAGAA
Molecule: messenger RNA, 314 nt
Organism: Notodromas monacha
Lineage: Eukaryota; Metazoa; Arthropoda; Ostracoda; Podocopida; Cyprididae
Source: the annotation of a GenBank genome assembly